Molecule: messenger RNA, 892 nt
Organism: Anopheles bellator
Lineage: Eukaryota; Metazoa; Arthropoda; Insecta; Diptera; Culicidae
Product: nucleolar protein dao-5-like
Exons: 2
Coding region: 95-787 (230 amino acids)
Source: RefSeq, a predicted model, not a curated record
UGGUGGGAGUAGUGCGAAUCGACGGAAAUGUAUAAAAACAUUUUGCUUAGAUACGAUGAUCCAUCAUUAAGCUUUGUAUCGCCACCCCUUCAAGAUGAUCAAAUUUAUCUCCCUGGUUGCACUUUUCGCAGCAAUCUGCGUCGCGGUACCAAUCGACCCUGUGAAUGAAGCCACAAAACCGCAACACUUAUCUCAUCCCGCGGACACUAUAAGCGGCCCGACGCCUGCCCAAAAGAAGGAAGAUACUUCCACAGAAAGCCAUGUUCAGAGAAUUCCCGCGUCCGGAGUGAAACUUAGUGCAGAGAUUGGCACCAGCAGCGCUACCACCGAGCCGAAUAAGAAAAAAUCUGAACGUUCGGUGGACAAUGAAGGCACCACGGCCAAAGCUGCCUUCAGGCGGAAUCAACCGUCCACUACGACGGUGAGAACUAGUAGUGUGGCCCCUAGCAGCACGACCAGCAGCGCGGUUUCGGUUAAAACUCCAAUCGUGGCUGCCCGGUCUAGACGUGAUGUGGCCACUUCGACAGCAUCUACCAUUGUCCCGAAACGUGUUACAACGUUCGCAACGGUGAGUCAAAAUGAAGACAACGAGAAGCCUCAUUUCGUGCGCCCGGUCCCUGUCCAACAAAUAUUAAAGAACCUUGGACAAUCAGAACACACUGGCGAUGAUCAUAAGGAAGAACCGAAAGAUGUAAAACAAUCUACAACAACUACUCAACGAUCUGAAUCAGUCAAACAUCCUGCUGAUCACAGCAACAGUGACGAAAGUGGUGACGAUAGCGAAUGAUCGCGAACCAUUUUUGUAUCGCGUUUGUUUUUAUGUUAAAGUGCUUUUGUUGAGUUAUGAGUUAUGUUUCAUACAAUAAAUCCGUAAAAUGCAAUACGCUUUCGA